Molecule: messenger RNA, 1111 nt
Organism: Misgurnus anguillicaudatus (oriental weatherfish)
Lineage: Eukaryota; Metazoa; Chordata; Actinopteri; Cypriniformes; Cobitidae
Gene: vps37bb
Product: VPS37B subunit of ESCRT-I b
Biological process (GO): protein targeting to membrane; ubiquitin-dependent protein catabolic process via the multivesicular body sorting pathway; protein targeting to vacuole
Cellular component (GO): ESCRT I complex
Source: RefSeq, a predicted model, not a curated record
CUGGAUUUACUCGACUUCCGGUUGCGGAACAACAUGAGAGGUUUCCCCGCAUCGGCGGAGACAGACGGAGCAAAAUAACAAAGACACGGGAGAAAUGUCCGCGUUUGAGGGCAGAUUUCAAUCUUACACCGCCACACAGCUGAAUGAAUUACUGGAGGACGAUGACAAACUCCGUCAGAUUGUCAAGGAAAUGGAUGAGAUGCAGGACAUGCAGCAGAAUAAAGAGCUGACGAUUGCCAGUAAUCGCAGUCUGGCAGAACAGAAUCUCAGUCUGCAACCUGAACUGGAUCAUCAAAAGAUUCAGUUGACCAAAAGCUACUGCUGUUUACAAGAGCUUUAUGAUUCUUACCAGCUUCGCAAGUCCACACUAGGAAGCAGUUCAUUAGACACGUUGUUGGCUCUUUUGCAAACCGAGGGAGCAAAGAUCGAAGAAGAAACAGAGAACAUGGCCGAUUCUUUUUUGGAUGGAGCCUUGACUCUGGAUGGCUUCAUUGAUGACUACCAAAACAAGAGAAAGCUGGCUCAUCUGAGGCGGGUGAAGAUCGAUAAGCUACGGGAGAUGGUGCUAAAGGGCGUUCAGCUUCCUCAGAGUUCCUCUAUGGAUCCUUCACAUCCUCAGGAAGCCCCUAACUCCUCUUUCCAAGGGCUUGCUAAUGGUUCUCCAGCCCAUGGAAGACCCACACCGACAUCUCAACCAUCAGGGCAGCCCCCACCAUCGUCCUACGCAGAUGCUCGCAAUCCUUACAUCCCUCAGAGCGCCGGUGGUGUCCCCCUGCCAAACAUGGUACCUUCAUAUUCAUGUCCAUACCCACAAGCCCUCUCUCAAGGACCCGGUGCUGGUCUUCCUCCACAGGCAGGGUUUAUAUUGCAAUGAUGGUCUUAGUUUUAACCCUUUCAAUGUGAAAUGUGAUGUUUUUCUUUAAAUGCACUUUCAUCCUUUCCACAAUUUUUCUCCCAGAAACUGAUCUGCAGAUUCCAUCUGGACCUGCUAAGUAGUUAACAAUGUAAUUUUAAUUUUAACAUUUGGUUGAAUAAGGGGUGGAUCACACAGAAUAGUCUUCUAUGGGCAGUUAGCGUUAUGCAUGCUGUUAAUGCAUGCCGAACGCCUUGC